AUGGUCAAGCUCCUCACCGUCCUCUCCACCGCCCUCGCCUUCACCGCCGCCGCUUCGGCCGAGGUCAAGCAUGUUCGCAAGUCGCACCACCACGGCGUUCGUCUCCAGAGCCGUGCCGACCAGUCCGACAUCAAAUACGGCCCCCACGGCCGUCCCUGCCUGAACCAGCCCGGCAAGCUCGUCGGCACCCCCGUCCCCGCUGCCGUUGCCAACCCCCCUCGCCUCUUCGUCGCCGUCUCGACCUCGGCUGCCGCUCCCCAGCCCACCGGCCCCGUCGUCGUUGUCGUCGAUGCCCCCGCCCCUGCUCCCCAGUCCACCGACCCCGUCGUUGUCGUCGUUGAUGCUCCUGCCCCUGCCCCCGUCGAGACCAACAACUUUGUUCCCCAGCCCAGCGAGACCGCUGUUGUUGUCGUUGUCCAGCCCUCGGCCCCCGCCCCCGCUCCCCAGUCCACCGAGACCGUCGUCGUUGUCGUCCAGCCUUCGGCCCCUGCUCCCGCUCCCCAGCCCACCUCGGCCCCUCCUGCUCCCCAGCCCGCCCCCGCUCCCCCGGCCAACAACGACCUGGCCUCCCAGUGUCUCGAUGCCCACAACACUGCCCGUGCCCAGUACGGCCACGCUCCCCUGACCUGGGACAACAACCUCUCGCAGGCUGCUUUCGCCUACGCCCAGACCCAGGCCGCCACCGGCAACGGUCCUCUUGAGCACGGCGGUGUCCCUGCUGGUGCCGGCCAGAACCUUGCCAGCUACGGUGGAUACCCCAACGCCUUCGACUGCCACACCCCCGUCGCCGCCUGGGUUUCCGAGUCUGUCUUCUACUCUGGCCAGGCCAUCGACAUCAACAACCCCAACGACUUCGAGAAGUGGGGUCACUUCACCGCCGUCAUCUGGCCCACCACCAAGACCGUUGGUUGCGGUUACGCCGGUGACAACACCCUCCAGAACGAGGUCUUCUGGGUUUGCGACUACUUCCCUGCUGGUAACAUCCAGGGCGUGUCUGCCUACUAA
Polychytrium aggregatum is the source of this 1005-nucleotide messenger RNA. RefSeq names its product CAP domain-containing protein. Gene Ontology annotation, cellular component: extracellular region. The transcript has 3 exons. The record is from RefSeq and is a predicted model, not a curated record. Bases 1 to 1005 code for a protein of 334 amino acids. Lineage: Eukaryota; Fungi; Chytridiomycota; Chytridiomycetes; Polychytriales.